Molecule: messenger RNA, 2004 nt
Organism: Cadophora gregata
Lineage: Eukaryota; Fungi; Ascomycota; Leotiomycetes; Helotiales; Ploettnerulaceae
Exons: 1
Coding region: 180-1805 (541 amino acids)
Cellular component (GO): membrane
Source: RefSeq, a predicted model, not a curated record
AGCAACGCAAGCUAUUCCCUUCAGCCAGCCUCAACAGCCACCUCUCGGAAUCCGAUCCUCUCCCUUUCAACGUCAACCUCCUCAACACUCGCUCCCCUUCUUCCUCGAAGAUCCACGUCCCAUAACAACAAGACAACAAUGUGAUCGCGGUCAUCGAGCUGGCCUUAUGACAAGCUUCAAUGUUACCUUCCGAUAAGUGCGACGACGCUGCGUGCUUCGCACCAGGUCACCAAGCACGCUCAAUCGGCACUCAGUCCUUCACAGCCCUCGCCUUCUCCUCCCUCCCAUUCGUUAUCACAUUCCUAGCCGUGAGCUUCGCAGUCCUCUAUAAACUAUUCCCGCUGGUCUCGAGUCUGCACAAGGAUGGAGAGCAGGAAGAACACUACCUACCUAGCGAUGCACCCCCUAGCUUGCGACAGAAACACGCGGAGCACAGCGCGAAAUCAUUGAGGCGGCGGGUUGUCGCUGUUACGUUCUCUGCGACUAUUUCGCUGGCUGCUGUGCUUGCGGAGUUGAUACUGUGCGAGAUCUCGAAUUCGUUGAACCCCGCUGCGAGAACACUUGCGCUCAAAGCUGUUGUUCCCACACUGCUCUUCUUUCUGGUUGUCCUCAUACCGUUCUUGGAAUUACAGUCGAUAGUGUCUGGAUCGGGAUGGACGUUCAAGAGGAGAAGUAAUGGGAGAUUGCCGAAGACAUCAUGGGCUCUGCAAAUGGUUGGGUUUACAGCAUGGCUGGCUGGGUUUUGGUGGCUGGGGAAAGGCGUUCCAGGCAUUGAGCCAGGGAAAGGAUUGAUGGAACAAUGUUUGGACCGAGUGGGUAUAGUCGGGAUAUCCCUCAUGGCUCUGCUUUCUGGAUUUGCUGCGGUGUCAGCACCAUGGCAGACAUUUGGAGCCAAGACGAGGCCAGUCACUGAUGCAGAUGUGGCUCGAAAGCAAGCAGGUCUAGAUGCCACGAACGACAUGUUAGCACUCAAACGGAGCCGUUUGCGUGCUCUGCAACGAAAGAUCCAAGAUUCUCCGUCCGAAGGAUUCAUGACGAAAGUCAUUGGAAGCAUUAGAGGUAAUGCAGACACACAAGAAGUGAAAGCCUUGGAGCUCGAGAUCUCCGGUCUCAACUCCAUGAAUCUAAGCCUCUCAAGCUCUCUGGCCGUGCUCCAGAAUCGCCUCGCGUACAGCCAACAGGCUUCCUCUCCCCUUGGAAAACUCCUCCUCAAACCCGCCUCCUACGCCUUCGCAGUCUACUGCAUCUACCGGAUCGCUUCAACGACCCUGACCAGCAUCCGACGCCUCUUCUUCCCACCCCUCGAUCCCUCUAUCUACACAUCCUCCACCUCGGAUCCCAUAAACCGAAUCCUCUCCCUCCUAGCCAAACACGUCGACCCCUCCCUCGACCAGCUCGCCUGGUCCCGACAAAUCUCCUUCCUCCUCUCCGGCAUCAUCCUCCUCGCGUCCUUCAACUCCGUCCUCCAAACGUUCCACAUGAUCACCAAGCUCGUGCCCUCCCUCCUCUACCAAGCACAAGCCAACCUCGCCUUACUCAUCGCGCAGAUCUCUGCCACGUACGUGAUUUCCAGCGCCUUGCUGCUGAGGAGUAAUCUGCCAAACGAGAUGAAGAGCGUGGUUAGUGAUGCGUUGGGGAGUCCGCUGGAGCCUGGGUUGGUGGAGAGGUGGUUCGACGGCUGGUUUUUGGUCGCGAGUUUGGGUACUGCGGUGGGGAUUUGGGUGGGGAGGAAGGUUGGGGGGAGGGGUGAUUGGGAUGAUUGGGAUUUGGAGGGGGAUAUUGAGUUGGGUCAGAAGAUGUCUUGAGAUCCUUCUCCAGAGUCCGCGUUUGUACUUGUAUUAGAAUGAGAUCACGGAAUAUGACUAUGAUAGACGAAGCGUUGCUGUGUUGUGGAUGCUUGUUUGUGUGCGUCUGGAAGUUCUACAGCAUGGAAAUGAGCUGCUUAGCUGCUUCAUAACAAUAUGUGGCAUUUGGCAUAAAGAAAAGAAUAUUAUCAUUAUCAAG